AUGGAUCCAAAAAGAGUUGAUGACAUCUUGUUUCCUAGAGAUGGUCAAGAAAUGGUUGCUGAGUUCGAUCUAAUAAUGGAAGAACACAUUCGACGUGCUCAAGCACGUGAGAUUCAGUAUAAUGCAAGCAAUGAAGAACAAAUGUCUCCAGUAAUACGAUGUGUGGAUGAUUCGGUAGGCUCACCGAUGGUACAGGAAUAUUGGAUUGAAUUUUUGAAUGUGGAUGAAGCAUCAGGAUUUGGACUUUUCACUGAGCUUAAAAUUGUGUUAAAGAAUCUUGAGCUUGAUAUUAAUAAUAUAAGAGGUCAAGGGUAUGACAAUGGAGCUAACUUGAGCGGGAGACAUAGGGGUGUACAAAAAAGUUGGGAAAGUCAUGUGGAAAGUGUGAAGCCUAUAAAAGAACAAUCUAUACAAAUAAGAAACGCUUUACUUGACUUGGCAAACAUUGUUGAAGAUCCAAAGACAAAAAGUGAAGCUGAGUCCUUAGCAAUAUAUGAAGUUGAAAAUUUUGAGUUUUUGCUAGGCAUUGUAAUUUGGUAUAAGUUGUUGCAUGCAGUCAAUACUGUGAGUAAAUUUUUUCAAGCCGAAAGCAUGUAUAUUAAUCCAUGA
Messenger RNA from Olea europaea var. sylvestris, 609 nucleotides. RefSeq lists its product as uncharacterized. NCBI's taxonomy places the organism in Eukaryota, Viridiplantae, Streptophyta, Magnoliopsida, Lamiales, Oleaceae. The record is from RefSeq and is a predicted model, not a curated record. The transcript has 4 exons. Bases 1 to 609 code for a protein of 202 amino acids.